AUGUUUGGGCUAAAGUUGAAGAAGAAGAAGAAAGCAGAGAAAGGGUUAAUCCUAGCUAACAAGGGAGCACAAGAUGGUCAAGGUGAAGCAGAAGCACCGCAAGAGGGACUGUCUCACCAGGAAGGGCCAGGAGGAGAUUUGCUUUAUGACGAUGCAAAUAUCAUUCCUGCCCCCUCAGCCCCACCAAAGCGAAGGUCAAAACUGUUGACUAAGAUCCACGAUGGGGAAGUUAGAUCCCAAAAUUUUCAAAUUGCCAUCACCAUCAUUGAGGCCCGCCAGCUGGUGGGCGAGAACAUUGACCCUGUUGUGACCAUUGAAAUCGGGGACGAGAAGAAGCAAAGCACAGUGAAGGAAGGCACCAACAGCCCAUUUUACAACGAGUAUUUUGUCUUCGACUUCAUGGGGCCCCAAGCGCAUCUAUUUGACAAGAUCAUCAAACUCUCAGUCUUUCACCACAAGCUGAUAGGAAGCAUACUGAUUGGCUCUUUCAAAGUAGACCUGGGGACUGUGUACAACCAACCUGGUCAUCAGUUCUGUGACAAGUGGGCCCUGCUCACAGAUCCUGGUGACAUCAGAACUGGCACCAAGGGGUACCUGAAAUGUGACAUCAGUAUGACCGGGAAAGGUGACAUCUUAAAGACGAACCCCAAGACCUCUGACACCGAGGAACAAAUAGAAAAGAACCUUUUGAUCCCCCAAGGGUUUCCAUCUGAGAGACCCUGGGCCAGAUUCUAUGUGAGACUCUACAAAGCAGAAGGAUUGCCCAAAAUGAACUCCAGCAUCAUGGCGAAUGUCACCAAAGCAUUUGUGGGUGACAGUAAGGACCUCGUGGAUCCCUUCGUGGAGGUCUCGUUUGCUGGGCAGAUGGGGCGAACCACAGUGCAAAAGAACUGUGCUGAUCCUGUGUGGCACGAGCAGGUGGUCUUCAAGGAAAUGUUCCCUCCCUUGUGCCGGAGGGUGAAAAUACAGGUCUGGGAUGAAGGCAGCAUGAAUGACAUAGCACUGGCCACCCACUUCAUCGAUCUGAAGAAAAUCUCCAAUGAACAAGAUGGAGAUAAAGGCUUUCUACCUACCUUCGGGCCUGCCUGGAUUAACCUGUAUGGCUCACCCAGGAACCACAGCCUGAUGGAUGACUACCAGGAACUGAAUGAAGGCUUUGGGGAGGGUGUGUCAUUCAGGGGCAGAAUCUUGGUAGAAAUUGCUGUGGAAAUCCUCUCAGGUGGGGCACAGGAGUCCAGAUUUUCCAAGGCCCUGAAGGAGCUCAAGUUGCCUUCCAAAGACAAAGACUCCAAAUCUUCCAAAGGCUCGAGUAAGGACAAGGCGGAAAAAUCUGAUGAUGGAAAAGCUCAGCAGGCGUCAGACAAAACAAACUCAACUGAGGUUGAGGUGGAACCUUUCAAUGUACCUCCAGAGAUUGUACCAGAAAAAUAUGAGGAAUUUUUACUUUUUGGAGCAUUUUUCGAAGCUACCAUGAUUGACCGGAGGAUUGGAGAUAAGCCCAUUAGCUUUGAAGUCUCUAUUGGUAAUUUUGGGAACCUGAUCGAUGGAGGGUCCCAUCAUGGGAGUAAGAAGAAGUCAACUGAAUCAGCUGAAGAAGACGCCCUUCCACUGCUGCAUGAAGGAGGAGAGGCAGCCCAUGAGGUUGCCUUCCCUAUGGUCUCCACAACUCAGCCAGAGAAGCCACUAGUGACUGAAGGAAACAGGAAUUACAACUAUUUGCCAUUCGAGGCCAAGAAGCCCUGCGUCUACUUCAUCAGUUCUUGGGGAGAUCAGACCUUCAGGCUACACUGGUCCAACGUGCUGGAGAAAAUGGCAGACCUCCUGGAAGAAAGUAUAGAAGAGGUGAGAGAAUUGAUCAAGAUCUCAGAGGACGCACCAGAAGAGAAAAUGAAGACGGUGCUCAGCGACUUUAUCAGUCAAAGCAGUGCCUUUAUCGCUGAAGCAGAAAAGAAGCCCAAGAUGUCGAACCAAACUACUUUAGAUAAGAAACGACUUACGCUCUGCUGGCAGGAGCUGGAGAUGAUGACCAAGGAGGCCAAGGCGAUCAUUCAGCAGCAGAAGAAAAAGUUCUCUCUCGAUGAAAUGAUCCAUGAAGCCCAAAACUUUGUGGAAAAAAUUCGCUUUCUUGUCGAUGAGCCGCAGCACACCAUCCCUGACGUCUUCAUCUGGAUGCUCAGCAACAACAAGAGGGUGGCAUAUGCCCGCAUCGCCUCCAGGGACCUGCUCUAUUCCCCUGUCAGGGAGCAGAUGGGCAAACACUGUGGAAAGAUCAAAACUCAUUUCCUCAAAAUUCCUGGAAAGCGGCAGGCUGGCUGGUCAGUGCAAGCAAAAGUCGACGUGUACCUGUGGUUGGGCUCCACCAGACACUCCAGUGCCAUUUUGGACAAUUUACCAGCAGGCUAUGAGGCAGAAAUUUCCUCUAAUGUGGAUGGUACUAAUCACCCCCCAGCCAAUCUGUUCUACCAAGACCGGCAUAUUUUCCAGCUGAGGGCACACAUGUACCAAGCCAGGGGCCUCAUCGCAGCUGACAGCAAUGGACUUUCAGACCCUUUUGCUAAAGUCACGUUCCUUUCUCACUGCCAGACCACAAAGAUCAUCUCUCAGACUCUCUCCCCCACCUGGAACCAGAUGCUGCUGUUCAAUGAACUGGCACUGCAUGGGGAUGAGAAGGAGCUGGUGGAGUCCCCACCCUUAGUGGUGGUGGAGCUCUAUGACAGUGACGCGGUGGGGAAGCCAGAAUAUUUGGGUGCCACAGUGGCUGCUCCUGUUGUGAAGCUGGCAGACCAGGACUAUGAGCCCCCCAGGCUGUGCUAUCACCCCAUCUUUUGUGGGAGCCUCUCUGGAGGGGAUCUCCUUGCUGUAUUUGAACUGCUACAGGUCCCUUCAUCUGGGCUGCAAGGCCUCCCUCCCAUUGACCCACCAGACAUCACCCAGAUCUAUCCAGUUCCUGCCAACAUUCGGCCAGUGCUGAGUAAAUACCGAGUGGAGGUUCUAUUCUGGGGAGUCCGGGAAAUGAAGAAGGUGCAGCUCCUCUCAGUGGAUCGACCACAGGUUCUCAUCGAGUGUGGGGGACGAGGAGUGAAGUCUUGUGUGAUCCAGAGCUACAAGAACAACCCAAACUUCACCGUCCAAGCAGAUGUCUUUGAAGUGGAGCUGCCUGAGAAUGAGCUUCUGCACCCGCCCCUGAGCAUCUGCGUGGUGGACUGGAGAGCUUUCGGGAGGAGCACCCUCGUGGGUACCUACACCAUCAACUGCUUGAAGCAGUUUUUGUGUAAACCCAGAGAGCCCCUUGCCCUCAUCUCACCAGUGGAGGAAGCCCAAGUUGAGCAAGCAGUCCCAGACGCACUAAUAGCCACUGAGUCCUCUGAACCCCUCAGCUCAUCCCAGGAUACCCUGACAGAUCACAUCUUUGUGGAUGUGGAGCCGCCUCCCACCGUGAUGCCUGACACUGCCCAGGCUCAGCCAGCUGUCCUGGUCGAUAUCCCAGACUCGUCCCCUAUGCUGGAGCCUGAACACAAACCUACAGCCCAGGAGUCACCGACAGAUGGAAAAGUUAAGGAUGCCAGGAAAGCUUCCCGGAGGUCCACUAAAAGGAGAAAAAGGACCAUAGCAGAUGAGUCAGCUGAAAAUGUCAUUGACUGGUGGUCGAAGUAUUAUGCCUCUCUGAAGAAAGCACAGAAGAUGAAGGAGAAUGAUCCCAAGGGAAAAAAAGGAAAUGCAGAAACAAAACCAGAUGAAGUAGUGGUAGAUAUGGAAGAUGGCCCCAAGAGGAAGAAAGACAAGAUUCUCAAGAAGAAGGUCAAAGAUGAUGAGCUCCCCAACCUGGCCAUCUUGCAGAUAUAUGACAGAGAUCUUGAGAGUGAAUUCAACAAUUUUGAAGACUGGGUGAAAACCUUUGAGCUCUUCAGAGGCAAGUCUACAGAAGAUGACCAUGGUUUCGAUGGAGACCGAGUCAUUGGAAAGUUUAAGGGUUCCUUCUGCAUAUACAAAAGCCCUGAAGAUUCUAGCUGUGAGGACACCGGGCAGCUGAGAAUCCAGCAAGGGAUUCCACCCAACCACCCUGUCAAAGUCCUGAUCAGGGUGUACAUCGUCGCGGCAUUUAAUCUUAGCCCAGCUGAUCCAGAUGGCAAAUCAGAUCCCUACAUUGUGCUCAAGCUUGGCAAGACGGAAAUCAAAGAUCGGGACAAAUACAUUCCCAAACAAUUGAACCCAGUAUUUGGAAGGUCAUUUGAGAUCCAAGCCACAUUCCCAAAGGAAUCCCUGCUCUCUGUCCUGAUCUAUGACCAUGACAUGAUUGGCACAGACGACCUCAUUGGUGAGACCAAGAUCGACCUGGAGAAUCGCUUCUACAGCAAACACCGAGCCAUCUGUGGCUUGCAGAGCCAGUAUGAAAUAGAAGGCUACAAUGCCUGGAGAGACACAUCCAAACCCACGGAAAUCCUCACCAAACUCUGCAAAGACAACAAGCUAGAUGGGCCCUACUUUCGCCCUGGAAAAAUACAGAUCGGAAAUCAGGUCUUUUCUGGAAAAACUGCCUUCACUGAAGAGGACACUGAUAAGACUGUGGAAUCUUAUGAGCACUUGGCCCUCAAGGUCUUACACUCUUGGGAGGAUAUGCCAGAAGUUGGAUGUAAGCUAGUUCCUGAGCAUAUAGAAACCCGAUCGCUGUACCACAAGGAUAAGCCAGGAAUGGAGCAGGGUCGCUUACAGAUGUGGGUGGACAUGUUUCCUAUGGACAUGCCUCAGCCUGGACCUCCUGUUGACAUUUCACCAAGGCAACCCAAAGGGUAUGAAUUGAGGGUGACUAUCUGGAACACAGAAGAUGUCAUUUUAGAAGACGAGAAUAUCUUUACAGGACAAAAAUCAAGUGAUAUUUAUGUUAAAGGGUGGAUAAAGGGUUUGGAAGAUGACAAGCAGGAGACAGAUGUGCAUUACAACUCCCUGACCGGAGAAGGGAACUUCAACUGGCGCUUCCUGUUUCCAUUUCGGUAUCUCCCAGCUGAGAAGCAAAUGGUCAUUACCAAGAGGGAGAACAUCCUUUCCUUAGAGAAGAUGGAGUGUAAGACUCCAGCUGUGUUGGUGCUCCAGGUUUGGGAUUUUGAAAGGCUGUCCUCAGAUGAUUUCUUGGGCUCCCUGGAAAUGAACCUCAAUAGUUUUCCUCGAGCAGCCAAAUCUGCCAAAGCUUGUGAACUUACCAAGUUUGAAAAUGCAAGUGAGGAGAACAAGAUCUCUAUAUUCCAGCAGAAGCGUGUGCGUGGCUGGUGGCCAUUUGCUAAAAGCAAAGAACUCACCGGCAAGGUUGAAGCAGAGUUUCAUCUAGUUACAGCAGAAGAAGCUGAGAAAAAUCCUGUUGGAAAAGCUCGAAAGGAGCCAGAGCCCCUAGCCAAGCCCAACCGCCCAGACACCUCCUUCUCCUGGUUUGUGAGCCCCUUCAAGUGCCUGUAUCACCUGAUCUGGAAGAAUUACAAGAAGUACAUCAUCAUUGGUUUUAUUCUGAUCAUCCUGAUUAUCUUCCUGGUCCUUUUCAUCUAUACUCUGCCAGGAGCUAUCAGCCGAAGGCUCGUCGUGGGCUCAUAGAAGAUAAUGGAGAACUCAGACCCUCCCUGUGUGCUAAUC
Messenger RNA from Tupaia belangeri chinensis (Chinese tree shrew), 5616 nucleotides. RefSeq names its product fer-1 like family member 6 (gene FER1L6). Gene Ontology annotation, biological process: plasma membrane organization. The transcript has 40 exons. The record is from RefSeq and is a predicted model, not a curated record. The coding region runs from base 1 to 5577 and encodes 1858 amino acids. Gene Ontology annotation, cellular component: membrane. Lineage: Eukaryota; Metazoa; Chordata; Mammalia; Scandentia; Tupaiidae.